Trichoplusia ni (cabbage looper) is the source of this 775-nucleotide messenger RNA. RefSeq names its product acetylcholine receptor subunit alpha-like. The transcript is spliced from 2 exons. Bases 240 to 701 code for a protein of 153 amino acids. Gene Ontology annotation, cellular component: postsynaptic membrane; synapse; neuron projection. Lineage: Eukaryota; Metazoa; Arthropoda; Insecta; Lepidoptera; Noctuidae. Gene Ontology annotation, molecular function: transmembrane signaling receptor activity; acetylcholine-gated monoatomic cation-selective channel activity. Gene Ontology annotation, biological process: chemical synaptic transmission; nervous system process; regulation of membrane potential. The record is from RefSeq and is a predicted model, not a curated record.
AUAUUUUUUGGAGUUUUACGAAGUGGUAUUAAGCCCACUUUACUUUUUAUUCUUAUACGAGGUCAAUUACAGCCAAACGUAAAUAUUUUCGUUUUAUUGUUGCCAGGCGAAUCCAAACCAUAUAAACGAAACCUACCGACUUGGUUAAUUUACGCGAACUUUUAUUCGUCCCCAAUUAAAAAGUUAAAAGUCCUGUUUGUAAUCCAUUUAUUUCUUUACAGAACUUAAAGAACCAGAUCAUGACGACGAACCUCUGGGUGGAGCAGUCGUGGUAUGACUACAAGCUCCGCUGGGAGCCGAAGGAGUACGGCGGAGUCCACAUGCUGCACGUGCCCUCCGACCACAUUUGGAGACCAGACAUCGUGCUCUACAACAAUGCCGACGGCAACUUCGAGGUAACGUUGGCGACCAAGGCGACCAUCUACCAUCAGGGGCUGGUGGAAUGGAAACCACCUGCCAUUUACAAGUCUUCCUGCGAAAUAGACGUGGAAUAUUUUCCUUUCGACGAGCAAACAUGCGUUCUUAAGUUCGGUAGCUGGACGUACGACGGAUUCAAGGUAAUUGCGUGGAGCUCCGUCACUGCUCUCGCUGACCGCUCUGUUUGUCCGCAGCGCCGACGGCAACUACGAGGUGACGCUGAUGACCAAGGCCACCGUCUACUACAACGGCAUGGUGGUGUGGCAGCCGCCCGCCGUCUAUAAGUCCUCGUGCUCGAUCGACGUCGAGUUCUUUCCUUACGACGUGCAAACCUGUGUGCUUAAGUUAGGCAGCUGGA